GAAUUUCCAUAAAACGAUCAUAGCGCCGCGGUUGGUUGUGCAUGAUUCACGACAUCUCACCUAUAUGUUGUAGAUAGAUUAUUCAAAACGUUCCGAUCUUUAUCGAUACAGACAGACAGACACAAGUGACAAAAAUUGUGAUUUUUUUUUGUGGCAAGUGCGUGUGUGCGUUUGUGGUGCGAGAAGUCGGGCGAAGCAGAAAUCCCACAGCAAAAGAGUUCACAUAUUAUUCAUCAGCAGCUAGCUAAUCAAAAGAAGACGAAGAAGAAUAAAUAAAAAAAAUUUUUCUUUUGUUCGCAGUUGAAAAAACAAAUUUGAAAAACAAGAAGUGCCAGAAAAUAUUUUGAAAACAUCAAUAUUGAAAAAAAAAUAUUCAAAUAAAAGAGAAGAAAAUAUAACCAAAUAAAGAUUUUCCAAUUGCGUGAGUGAUUGUUGAGCAAAGAAAAGGAAAAGUAAAACAGCAGGAACAACAACAAGCACCCCCAUCGAAAGCGACAAAAUGAAAUCUUUCAUUGGUCUAUUCGCUGUCACCUUGCUGGCUCUGAAUGGCGUUUUGUCAUUACCAGCACGCAAUCCAAGUGAUGAUGCCGAAGUGAUUGGCUAUCCUCGCCGUGUAUCAACCAAAGCCGAAACGGAUGAUGGUGAUGACUUCCAUGAUUUUAAGGGAGUAAUUGAUACCGGAUCUGGUUAUCCUUUCCUUCAACCCAAUCCAUCGAUACUUAAUUUCGGAUUCUUUGAUUCAUUUGAUGAUAUUUUCCGUCGUUUCAGCGCUCGCUUCUGGCCCCAUUCCUUGUUGGGACGUGGUGAUGGCGACAGCGAUGAGAAUUCCGGCUCUGAUACCUUUGGCAUUUCGACCAAUUUCGAUCCCAAAAAGGGUAACACCACAUCAACAGUAAAGGUUAUCGAUGGCCACAAGGUUGAGGUGAAUGAGACCGUCUACGGCGAUGAGCAUAGUGUCUUCAAGGUGCGUGUUGUCAAUGUACGUCCCUUGGAAGAUGGCGAAACUGUUGAGGAGACCGUGCGCACGGGAGCUGAUGGUGAGGAGGCAACCAAAAACGAAAAUCCCGUUACCUCUAGCCCCGAGUCGAACAAACCCACCAGAGAGAGUACCGAAGAUGACGAAGAGGAUGAUGAUGAUCGCCGUGAGCCCUUGGCCAAGAAAACCAAUGACAAUGAAAUUGAACGCAACAUUGAUGAUCCUGAGCACUCGAAGGAAAACAUUGUCGAAACACCAGCAGCAACAACAGUAACAUCCUUAAAGGAAGACAUCGACUCGGAAGAGACAACAAUGUUGCCAACCAAUGCUGAAGAAUUGAAUUUCGUUGUAGACAACAGUGUCGACGAGGUGGAGGCUGGGGCAGAAGAAGAGUUGAAUGCCAACGAAAAUAACAACGACGGAAACGGAAAUAACGAAUUUGAAACCAAUAUGUCGUCAUCAUCGAUGAAUGGCGGCGGUGCAACAAUUGAAAAUAAUGAGGAUGCCGAGGAUGUAAAUGACAACUUAAAUGAAUCGUCCGCCUUGAAUAAUGCUGAAGAGUUUUCGGAUAGACGGAAUGAAUUCGACAGCAGCGAUGACGAGGAUGACGAAGAUGUGAAACACUCCAAUUAUGAUGCCGGCGCUUCUGCUGCCAUACGCACCAAGCCCCGUGAAGAUAUUUCCUCCUCCUCCGACGAUGAGGAUGAGGCCGCCGACAUGCAUCCCACAUUCUAUGAUGAGUGGGGCUCAGCACCGAAUAAAGAAAAUAAUGACUUAAGCAAUGACAUCGAUGUCUAUGACGUGGAACCAGUUGAUUUGUCCAAUGACAUUGCCGUUAAUGAUGCACCCGAUCUCCCAAUAAAUCCGGAUGCGGAAUUCAUUGAUGUCUUUGGUGGCAAACAGAAACUGGCCGCAAUGCCCAAAUUUGAGAAGUUAUCCUUGAGUCAGCCGACACAAGAUGAAGAUGGCUCAGAAGAUGAUGGAGAACAUUUAUCGUCAUUUAGCGGUGAAAUGAAAUAGAAAUGAAAGGCAAUAAUAAUAGUCAUGUCACUCACUAACACUCACACACACACACCCACCCACUCAAUCACCGCAAAUAACAACAACAAUAGUUAUCUAAUGAAAGAAUGAAUGAAUGAAGAGCGAAGAAAAAAACGAUGAGAUUUUAUUUUUUUGUUUUUGUAUUUAUCUUUCUCGAAGCACAAAUGUUUUUAUUGGAUAAUUA
Musca domestica (house fly) is the source of this 2201-nucleotide messenger RNA. RefSeq names its product GATOR complex protein WDR24-like. The record is from RefSeq and is a predicted model, not a curated record. The transcript is spliced from 6 exons. NCBI's taxonomy places the organism in Eukaryota, Metazoa, Arthropoda, Insecta, Diptera, Muscidae. The coding region runs from base 500 to 1996 and encodes 498 amino acids.